AAGAGGAACCAAAAAACUUAUCAUCCCAGAAUUACCAAAAAGUCCUAGAAACUCAUAAUAUAGAUUCAAUCAAAGAAGUGGAAAUAUUCCAAACCCAAAUCAAAAGUUAUCCAUCUGAGGAGCCUGAAGAUAAGGAAAAAGAUUGGACAAAUUGUAAAGAGGAAGAAGUAAUUCCCACUAAAGAAGAACAAGAAAGACUAUAUCAGAAAGAAUUAUAA
Scutellospora calospora is the source of this 218-nucleotide messenger RNA. The record is from the annotation of a GenBank genome assembly. Lineage: Eukaryota; Fungi; Glomeromycota; Glomeromycetes; Diversisporales; Gigasporaceae.